UCUGUAUAUGAAGUCUAGGGUUACUUACUGUACUAUCCACACCUUAGGCUAUCUGUGGUCUGAGUGUUAUGUGUAGAACUGCGCCAACACGCAGACACCCACUUACCCUAUAGUUAGCAGGUGUUGGUUUGCCAUAAAAAUAUAACAAAUAACUUUACUGGAAAAUGGCCACCAACCAGGUAUGGAGGUUGAAACGCUAUGGGCGUUUCAUUCCAGGCUCCAGAGAGAAAAGUGCAAAGCCCUGGAAGGUAUUUGAGGCAAAUGGCAGAAAACCAGAGAUUGUCCUCACCAUUGUGGAAUCUGGAUAUUUGCUGGUAUUGCAGGGACAGGAAAGCUUGGAUACAAUCCCACUGCUCGGUGGCUCAGACCUUCUCAAAGUGCACCAGAAAUCUGAUAACCUGAUGUUUCGAUUUACUGUGAAGGGAGAGAGCCGCAUGAUAAGGAUGCAGUUUGAUGGAAGUAGCAGGGCGGAGGCUAUAAAAGAAUGUUCGAGUGCUGUGGAAAAACUGAUGGAGUACCUGCCUGUCACCACUCAGGAUGAUGCCCCACUGCCCCUGAAUCAACCCCCUGCUGAAGCCUCUGCACCAGUGAUACAGGGAAAGGCUGUGGGAAUUGAGCCUGAGGUUGUCCAAGGAUCAUUGUCCAUAAAGCGUCUUGCACAGCACCUCCUGGGAGAGACUGCUGUGACUCUGCCUCAAGUGUAUCGCCACGGUUCUUUGGCACAAGGUGACUUGGAACCCUUCCUUCGUGUUUGUUUGCUGGAUCCCAGCUUUCAUGCAUUUGUGGAGAAUGUGGAGGGGGAGCUGAGGAAACUGCUUCAAGACUGAAGAAUCUUAACAACAGCUGAAGGCAGAGAGGUCAAGUCAGUGCAAUGUGUUUUUUUCUCUUAUACAGUUUGUGUAGGCAGUGCCUGGUGGUGGUGGUGGUGGAGUGUUUCUUGCUGUGCUGCCGAUGUUGUUGGAAAUGUUGUUACAUAUUAGUUGUUAUGGUAUAUUGCCCAAAGAGCUUGUUCUCAAUUGUACUGAAUUUAGUUUGGUUAGAGGAAGAACUUGUAAAAAAAAAAAAAAAAAAGGAUUCAUUUUUAAACUUUUUAUUCAGAAAAAAAAUAUUGGUCUCACUCAUAUGUUUGAUCGUGGCUAUAUACUCUGGUCCCUCUGUUCACAUCUUAAUGCAGGUCCAUUCCCACCGCAACACACAUGGAUACAUUGUAUUGAAAGAGGAGUCAUGCAGCUACAGCAGUGAAUUUUGCUAUGCCAGCUUCCAAGUGAUCCCACAAUAUUAAAGCUUCACUGAGUAAAACAAACUGCCCUCCAUAUAUCUAUUUAAGAAUACAUAUUGCAUAGGAUUAUAGCCAUGCUAUACAGUUAAAGAGAAAAAAAAAUAAAAAAUAAAAA
Messenger RNA from Lates calcarifer (barramundi perch), 1394 nucleotides. RefSeq names its product REC114 meiotic recombination protein (gene rec114). The transcript has 6 exons. The record is from RefSeq and is a predicted model, not a curated record. The coding region runs from base 165 to 827 and encodes 220 amino acids. NCBI's taxonomy places the organism in Eukaryota, Metazoa, Chordata, Actinopteri, Centropomidae.